Molecule: messenger RNA, 7276 nt
Organism: Nematostella vectensis (starlet sea anemone)
Lineage: Eukaryota; Metazoa; Cnidaria; Anthozoa; Actiniaria; Edwardsiidae
Product: multiple epidermal growth factor-like domains protein 6
Exons: 24
Coding region: 129-7103 (2324 amino acids)
Cellular component (GO): membrane
Molecular function (GO): calcium ion binding; scavenger receptor activity
Source: RefSeq, a predicted model, not a curated record
UCGUUUGUAAGUCAUAACAUUUAUCCGCGUGCCGUGAGCGUGUUAGAAGGUUUGAAAGAAUUCUUGGCAAAAACGGCAAAAAACUCUACUCAAAUGCUCCCAGUUGAAAAGCAAUUUAGGCCACAUUUAUGCCUUUCUCUGUAGUUGUAGUAUUAUUUCUGUUGGGAAUAACUCCGUUUGUGUUCUCUGAUGAAAGCUUACGAUACUGCGGUCGACUUGCCACAUUUCCACAGCCGGAAUUCAAGUUUAAUUUCACCUUGCGGUCGCAAAAUGGACAGCAAUCGUUUAAGGAAGUUCGACAUGGUUUAGCGGUUGAUCCUUUUUUCGUCAGAGUGUACGCAAAGCCACAAUCUGGACCCAACCAAGGGUUUUGUUUCAAUGGGGUUGGCGCAAACCAGGCAAGCUACCAACACAGUUCAUAUGGUGGCCUUAUUUACGCUUACAAUUCUGAAUUUGUACGCGUUUGGGCGCCAACAAGCCCAAAUGGCUUCAUAGUAUUUAUUAAAGAUGGCUGGGCUGGAGAGAAAAACGCCCAGCAGUUGAACGAAGCACAUGUUUUCGUUGAGGUCUGGGGUAAAGGCCCAGAACCUAAUUUUGACAUCGAUACUGUUAUUGGCAAUGGUACAGUUAGAGGGAGUUAUGGCGAGGUGGACCACCGGCUUAGACAAGUUCCCGAUCGAAUAGUAGUCCGUGUAUCGCCUGAAAGCCAUUCUAGUUCUAAUGGUGGCUUUUGGUUUCCUGCCAUUUCCACAUCCCAGAAUUCAGACCCCCUUGGCCACUAUGGAGGGGUAAUCUAUGCCUUUAAUGAAAGGCUAGUAAGAUUAUGGAUUCCUAGCCAAGGCUUAAACAAUACAGGCUGUAUACUUCUAAAUGAUCUUUGGGGUGGCGGCAAGUAUGAGCAGCUUGAGACGAGGUGUCGUAUUAAUGUGAAAAUCUGGGUGAAUCAAUUUCCAGUUCCGGCAUUCCAGUCAAAUUGGACAAGAUUAAAAUCACAAUUGGAUGGUUUCUCUUUCAAGGAAAUAUCUCAUAAUCUUGGUCAACUUCCUGAAAAUGUUGUUGUCCAAGUCAAAACUCUAUCUGGAAUGAACGUCCACUCUAUAUUUCUAGGGCAAGGCUCUGUGCAGUCUGACGAUAAUAACACUAAUGGUUAUGGCGGGGUGACUUAUGCUUACAAUGAAAAUAAAAUUCGCAUGUGGAUGCCAAGUAGAAAUGAUGGAUCAAAACUUGGCUAUAUGGUACUUGUGAAUAGAGGUUGGGGCGAUGGCUUAUUCCUGGAAAAGGGGGUGAACCAGGCGCUGGUCAGAGUACUGGUGUACAGUAGUGUCUGUGAUGGCUCAGAAGAGACCGCUCUUUUCAAUAACCAGUGUGUCAAAUAUAAAUAUCAGACGUAUGGCUGGAGAAUGUCUGACUGGUCAUCUUGCUCAAGUAUUUGUAACCAAGGGCAACGCUCGAGGAAAGCUACAGGGUGCUCAGUGACCUCUAAGAAAAAACUUGCCAUCAGCUGCGAUUUUGAAAAGGAUACAUGUGGGUGGAUAUUUAGCAGCCAAACAGUACGGAGUAUGGAGUGGCGACGCACCAAGGGUGCCACGCCCACACUGAAUACUGGUCCUCAAUGGGGCCACCCUAAAGGUUCAUACUAUGUGUACACUUAUUCUGAUGGAGUGAUCCCUGAAGGAACAGGAACUCUGGACAGUCCGAUGGUACAUGGGCGGAGUAGAUGCCAUCUCACUUUCUUUUGGAGCAUGUUUGGAAAUGAUGUUGGGAAUCUUUCUGUGUACGUCAGCACUGCUGCAUGGGGCAGCUGGGUCAGCACAGGCUGGUCAAUGGAAGGCUCCCAAGGGCCGGUGUACUGGAGAUCAGCUUAUGUGAACCUAGAGCAGUUCAUAGUUUAUCGUAUUCGAUUUGAACACACCCUGCCAAGAAGACCAUCCCAUUGUGACAGUUGUGGCAAUGCAGAUUCUGCCAUUUGCUUAGAGUGUAAGGCGUGCCCUGGUGAUGUGUGCCCCCGUGCUAAUGUUGCUAUCGACGAUGUCAAGCUGAUGUGUGAGGAACUUCUUUCUGAGAAACCUCCAGAACUAUGCAGAGCACGCAGUAACCCACUCCCUGGGUGCGAACGCCAGGCUGUCAUCAGAGACCAAGUAAUGCAAGGUCCAGCCUAUAGUCAGCAGUGGUCCUAUGAUGAUCGGGGUGUCCCAUUUGAGUAUGUGCGGGCUAAUGGUAGCCAGGGUGACGUGCUUGGCACCUACACCUUUGACAUCCAUUACACUGCCGAGUACACCGUGUGGAUGAAUGUGAACAGUACUGACCUGACUGUUAAUGAGGUUGAGUUCAGGAUAGAUGAGGGAGAAUGGAAGUUGAUGAUUGCGGCUGCCAAGAAAAGACACCAUCUGUGGCUCAUGUAUCGCCUUGAGACGUUUAAGCUGCAUCCUGGUUCCCACACCAUCACUUUUCGUCAGUAUGAGUUUGGCUUCCAAUACGACAGAAUUAUCCUUGCACCAAGCAAACUGGAGAAAUGGUCUGACCUGGGCAUGCAAAGUCGACAUAUACCUGACUCCUACUUGAGUGCAAAUAUAGGCUCAUUGCCAAAGCCAAGAUUUGGACGGCUCAAUGCGCCUGAGGGCUGGUGCUCAUCUGAUCAAAACAGUCGGUUCAUAUACCUCCAAGUCAAGCUACCCAACCUUGCCAUGCUCUCACGCAUUGCUAUACAGGGGGGCAAAGACAUCUUCCAAAAAUCUAAUGACUAUUGGAUCAAGAGCUUUUUGCUUAAGGUGUCUCUAGAUGAUGGUGAUUUCGAUCAUUUCACCUGGUACAGGGAUAGAGCUGGCAAAAAGGAAUUCAUUGCCAACAAAGACGCAUCCAGUAUCACCGAAAUAGAACUGCCCUUCGCAGCCCCUGUCCGCGCCAUCAGAAUCUACCCCGAGACCUGGAACUAUUGGCCCUGCUUACGAAUUGAGCUGUAUGGUAUCUAUUUGUCUGAGAGCGCAUGCGCAGCGUCAGGCCUGGAGCUGCCAACAAGAAAGCCGUGCAUUGGAGAUAGAAACUGCGGUAGCAACGCAGCUUGCCAUCCCAACCAGUCUGGGAGAAUUGAGAAAAAAGGGAACAGUACGACGAUCUUCCCCACCCCCUCUUCCCACUUGAACACCACAGAGUCGUGCUACUGCCUACCUGGUUACCAUGGAGACGGUUGCCAACACUACGGCUGCACCCCAAACCCAUGCCAGAAUGGAGGCACGUGCAAACAAUCUCUUCAGAACGGCUCCUUUGUCUGCGCAUGUGCGCCAGGUUUCCAUGGUAAUACGUGUCAGCUUCCUUGCCCUGAUGGCCAAUGGGGAAUUGAUUGUAAAGGCGUUUGCACGUGCUCGGAGUAUGGGUCAUGUGACAGCCGCACGGGAAAGUGCCAUUGCAUGCCGGGGUACAGUGGACCCACAUGUAUUGAUGAGUGCCCAACAGGUUAUUAUGGCUACGAGUGUACACAGAAAUGUCAGUGUGUGAAUGGAGCUUCGUGCGAUCGCCGCACUGGCUCGUGUAACUGCACUGUGGGGUGGAUCGGGAAGUUUUGCCAGCAUACCUGCCCGCACAACACUUGGGGGGAGGGGUGCGCCAGGAAUUGCUCCUGCUCGGCCUCUGCACUAAUGUGUGACCGGAUGACAGGGGAGUGCAUUUGUCCACCUGGUUGGUACGGCAGGUACUGCAAAGAAGAAUGUCCCAGGGGAAUAUACGGAAGGAACUGCAGUUACACAUGCCAGUGCGCCUACAACCAGACCUGCAGUAAACGUGAUGGACUGUGUGACUGUAGGGUGCCUGGCGUGACUGGCGUGACAUGCCGGCAGCCUUGUAGAGCCGGCUUCUUUGGCAUCGACUGUAAUCACAAGUGCCCAUGUAUGAACGGUGCCGAAUGUGACCGAGUGUCGGGCGUGUGUAGCUGCUCCCCAGGCUGGACAGGUCCCUUUUGCAGCAAACCCUGUCCCCCAUCCCUCUGGGGUCACAACUGCGCCCACCCCUGCAAUUGCACCAAUGGCGCUCGCUGCAAUGCGGUCACAGGUCAGUGCGCAUGCACAGAUGGCUGCUCAUGUAAUGCCGGUUGGACUGGUCCAGAAUGUCGGGAUCCCUGUGGCUUGGAUAGCUGGGGGCCUGGAUGUACCAAUACUUGUCAGUGCUCUCGUAACGGCGAAUGCGACGCUGCUAGUGGACGAUGCGCGUGUGCUCCAGGGUUUACCGGAGACAGAUGUGAGUCACGAUGUCCCAAAGGCUACUAUGGUACAAACUGCUCCAACGCUUGUACCUGCAAAGCCACCAACACCAAUGUGUGCGACGUCACAUCCGGGUUCUGCCACUGCAAUCCAGGAUGGAGUGGACGAUCAUGUUAUCAGCCGUGCCCUGGAGGGUCAUGGGGUGUCAAUUGUAGCAGCAAAUGCGAUUGCAUUAAUGGGUCAUGUGACCCCGUCACUGGCGCUUGCGUGUGUAACCGCCGCGUGACUGGCCAGCGGUGUGACAAACCGUGCAUUAACUGUAACAGUCCUUGCCCCAAGUGUUACCAUAGCAACGGAGCAUGCAACGCUGCCACCGGGAAAUGUGUUUGCCUGGAUGGUUACCAUGGUGAUUCGUGCCUGGAGGCGUGUUCUGUGGGCUACUUCGGGCGUCAGUGCCAAUCAAAGUGCCAGUGUCUCCAUGGUUACUGUGACCACGUGACAGGGUCAUGUGAAUGCUUGCCGGGAUGGACUGGGAAAAGAUGUGAUCAAGCUUGUCCAUCCGGGACCUAUGGCUUUAACUGUACCCUGCCCUGCGCAUGCGUAAACGGCUCUUGUAACGCCACAGACGGCUCGUGUAAUUGUGCCGCCGGUUACCAUGGGAAUGCAUGUGACAGGCCGUGCCCCGCUGGUAAGCAUGGAGCAAAUUGUGGACUCAAAUGCUUGUGUGCCAAUAAUGGCACGUGUAAUGCUAUCACUGGCCGGUGUUCCUGUGGCACGGGGUGGACUGGACCUAGCUGUAACGCAAGCUGUAGCGCGGGUCGCUAUGGAAUUAACUGCGUCGCAAGGUGCCAGUGCGAGUCAUGUGAUCGGUUUAGCGGGAAAUGCCACUGCCCACCUGGUUACCAAGGACACACAUGCUCACAAGUAUGCCCAAAAGGCUUCUAUGGCAGCGAAUGUAUCCAUCCCUGCCCUUGCGCUAACAAUGGCACGUGUGAUCACGUGACUGGCUCGUGUACCUGUAGACCCGGGUGGACUGGGAAGAGCUGUAAGGAUCCGUGUCCCGCGGGCCGUUACGGGAUGAUGUGCGCGAGUAGCUGUCGAUGUGACCCCAGCAAGACAGACGUGAAAAAGCCAUGUGAUCAUGUGACUGGGCAGUGCAACUGCAGGCCGGGGUACCGCGGGCCCAGGUGUCUUGAGCAGUGCCCCGAGGGUAGAUACGGCGACCAGUGCGCCAGAAAGUGCGAGUGCGACAACCGUGUUCCCUGCAGAGCCACAGAUGGCGUCUGUCUCUGCCUCCCUGGUUACUAUGGUAACAGCUGUCAGCUGACGUGCCCACGUGAUCGCUACGGCUUCAACUGCUCCAGCACGUGUCAAUGCGUGCAUGGGAAUACCCGGAUGUGCGAUAAGAAAGACGGGUCGUGCGCAUGUGCUGAUGGAUAUGUUGGCGUUCUUUGUGAGAAUCGUUGCCCGCAAGGGACAUACGGUCCUGGUUGCCAUAACAACUGUACCUGCCUUAACGGCGCGCAGUGCGACCACGUGACAGGCACGUGCACCUGCCCCGUGGGAUACAAAGGGAAAGACUGUGACGUCAUUUGUGACAAGGGGACGUUUGGUCCCGGAUGUACUCAGAGAUGCCUGUGUGAGAAUGGGGCCAAGUGUGACCGUAAAACAGGUGCAUGCACUUGCGCCCCUGGGUUUGAAGGACUCCGCUGCAGCAGACCGUGCCUGGAGGGUCGCUAUGGAGAUAACUGCACCAAGAUCUGCGACUGCAACCCUCGUAACACUAGGCGGUGCGAUAAUGUGGAUGGGAAGUGUUUGUGUACGCUUGGCUACACGCCCCCGAGAUGCGACAAGCUCUGCCAGGAUGGCUUCUAUGGCCAGGACUGUCGCAUGCGUUGUCCCGACUGUUCCCGUCACGUGAUAGCUGCUUGCAACAAGCACCACGGAAACUGCACGUGCGCAGCAGGUUUCUAUGGUUACCAGUGCUACGACCCCUGCGAGAGUGGCUACUAUGGCGUCGGCUGUGCGUCAAUGUGUACCACGUGCAGUGUGACGUCACUGUGUGAUCACGUGCACGGCACGUGUAUCCGGUACACGCAAGGGCUCUUCCACAUUGUGGUCAUGGAGGACUUUGAGCUGUUUUCGAUUAGGGUGAGACAGAGGGAUUUGAGACUUGGACUAGAGCGACUGAUGGAAACUUACUUCGACAUUUACAGUCAACCCGACGUAGCUGAACAACACACUGACUCACAGGUCAAGCCUGGUGCUGAACGUACUCUAGGGCAAUCUCUUGACGUGCCUGCCACUCAGCCUUCUAGGCAACGAGCCAAUCGUACGCAUGACUUUACCGUCAGGAUCCUCGAGUUAGAACGAGUUAUGAUAUCGAGGAACGUGUCCGGUGUCCGGACCAGCUGCGUCCUCUUGGACGGUAGCGUUGUGGUGGACGCCAUUCUGGUCAAUUCUGUGCUACGUCACGUUUCCAAAAAAGAGGUCUCCGAAGGCAUCGCGUCAGAGUACUACACUGGCAAGCUUUACACUCCUCCCGUCGCCUCCCCUGACAGACUCAGCCUACCGUCCAUUAUAGGAACCGUGGUCGGCCUCUUUCUCGUCAUCUUGAUCCUAGUGACAUUUAAGCUGAUGCGCUACCACUACAAGACACGCAGCACUUACCGCAAAGCCAGGAAGGACCAGACAGAGUUCGAGCUCCAGCCAUGCAUCGGGCGCAAUGUCAGCAGCUUCCUGGUGUUUGACAACCCGUACUAUGACAUCCUAGCGGCCAUGGGGUUGGAUGACGAGAUCGAGGAAGAGUGGAUCAACCCUUUGUACGACGACGUAAGCGUAUGUAGUGAUAGUUAUAAUAGUAAUACAGACGAUAGCUGCCACAAGGACCUCAGUGUCAUGGUGCUCAGAUAACAUUAGUGGAAAUGGCCCACUAGCGAUUACGGACCCCAUCAUUGGGGAGCAAAAAAAUGGCAAAAUUCAAAUUGUAAGGUUGUGUUAGGUUACAUUUUGUUUAUAUUUUGCCUAGAGGUUCCUUGCAUAAUAUAAAACAAAAUAAGCAAUAGUAUUUUUUGGUAGAUGAUCCG